This is a messenger RNA of Auanema sp. JU1783, 2493 nucleotides long. The record is from the annotation of a GenBank genome assembly. NCBI's taxonomy places the organism in Eukaryota, Metazoa, Nematoda, Chromadorea, Rhabditida, Rhabditidae.
AUGGACAGUAUGCUCCAGGAUGAUUCUACUUCUAGUGCCAUCGUAGAUACAUCUGUAGAAGCUUCAACAUCAACGGAAACAUCGGAAGCCUAUCAUUCACGUGACAUAUCCAUCGUUCAAACUUGUGAUCUGUGCCUGCUGGAUGAUCAACGCAUAUUCUAUAUAUGUCACAGCACACGAUCGUCUCAUUGGGAACCACCAUGGGCUUCAUGGAAAUGUCGACAAGGAUUGCCAUAUGGAUGGGAGAUGGCCAAAGACAGAUAUGGUCAUAAGUACUUCAUAGAUCAUAUCAACCGUUUAACAACAUAUAAAGAUCCACGCAAUACUGUCGCACCAGAAGGACGUCGUGAUGUUGAAAUACAACGACGGAAAGAUAUAGGAUUUGGAUUUGUAGCUGCUGGACAACAGCCUACCAUCAUUCAAUUUGUAUCGCCGGAAGGUCCAUCUGAAGGGCUGCUAUAUGCGAAUGAUCAAAUAUUAUGUGUUAAUCAGGUGGAUGUGUCAAAUGAAACGAAGGAACAGGUCGUAGAAAUGGUUAGAAACUCCUUAGAGACGGUCACUUUGACAGUUCAACAGCUUCCUCCCAGACCUUCUAAAUCUGCACGUAGGCAAUGCAAAGUACGCUUCACCGAUCGAGUGAUUGUAGCAUCUAGGCCGGACUCACCUUCUGAUUUUCCUCCUUCGAUUCCGAAUGUUUUGCGGGUUUUUCUGGAGAACGGUCAAACAAGAUCUUUCAAAUAUAAUCCUGAGACUACUGUAAAAAUGAUUCUCACUGCUUUAGUCAGCAAGCUGCAGUUCCGUUCUUCUCGCUUUUUCGCUUUGGCCUUAGAAUACUCCUUGGGGGCUCGAACAAGUCGGAUAAGUCUUCUUCGACUGGAGACUCGCAUUGAGACAUUAAUGUCACUUCCUAAUUCAUCACACCUACGAUGUGUAUUACGUUUUGCUUUCGUACCAAAAGAGAUUCAUACCGUGCUUCAAGAAGAUCCAAAUGCUUUUGAGUACAUCUAUCAGCAGUCCAUCAAUGAUGUCAUCCGAGGUCGUUUUGCUUUUGAAAUGAGAUAUGAAGCUUGUGUCCGAUUGGCAGCUUUGCAUAUGCAGCAAGUGGCUAUCGAUUCUGGAAUACUGAAAGAAGGAAAAGUUUCCAUAUCCAAGAUCGAAAAAGACUAUGGCUUAGAAACAUUUCUGCCUUCCAUCUUACUUGACAAUGUCAAACGACGAGAGAUUCGAAAACAUAUACGCUUUUACUUAAAGCGUGACAGUUCCAAACUUGCUGAAUGUCUUUCAAAGUCUGGAAAACAAGAAGAUGGAUUACCUCCUUGUACUUCUGAAGAUGUCGGAUUGAUGCUAAGGUUGAAGUACUUACACAUCAUUGCCCAUUUGCCCUCUUUUGGUGGCAGAGGCUUCUCAGUUACUUUCCGUGAAAGUCAAAUUGAAAUGAUCAUGCAGAUUGAUCCCAAAAAUGGAUUACUUGUACGUCAUCCCGGUAAAAGUGGACAACCAGCUAUCUCAAUUGGCUUUGAUCUGAUUGGCAAGCUAGUUGUUCGCGAUGAAUCAGAAGUCACUUCUCUUAUAAGUAUUCGACUUGCCAAUAACGUUCAACAGGGUCUGGAGUUCAUUGUGGAGAAAGAUGAUGUUGAUGACUUGCUUUCGUAUCUAGCUGGUUAUCAUGAAGUUCAUGAAAGACUUCCUUUGACUAUUGAAGUUGAUUCUCGACCACCUACUCCUCCUUUACCUCCUAAUACCCCUCCUCCGUAUACUGCUGUGCACACUGUGAUAUCCGCUGGUUGGAACUAUGCAGUACCCGAAGGAGUCGAAAGAAGUUUCGAUCUGAGGGAUGAGCCACCUCCUUACCAAUCGGCCAAUGCUGUUUUAGAAAAUGGACACAAGCUAGAGGAGAAGAAACUGAUUCCAUUAGUAGACUUGCCAAACGUCACUUCUGCUCGAGAAGAGAGCAUUGAACGGCAAUCAUCAUCUCGAAGAAACUCCUCUGAUUCCCGACGGCUGCUCAAAGCUACAGAUUCAUUACUUAUAAAGAACAGUCGAGAGUUACAAAAGAAAGAGAUGGCUAGUCCGAUGCUGAGAAGACCGUCCAACCCAGCUGGAAUCAAAGAAGACGCUAUAUCAGAUUCAUCCGAUACUGAAGACUCCUCUUGGAGUUCCCCCAUGAGAAGUCCACUGUCAACAGAUCGGAAUAAUCUAGAUAUAUUGCUUGAAGCCGUCGAAUUGACACCCCCCAUAGAUAUAGCAGCUCGACGUGCUUCCAUCGAAACUCUCAUCCAAGCAGCUCCUGAUCAGGCUAAUAACUUGGAAAAUCUUAUUUUAAAUUACCCUGAGAUCUCAGCGGAUCUGUCAUCAACUUCUCCGGAGCUGAAAGUGAAUGGUUCCGUUUGUCGUAUGAACGGUAAGCUUAUGAAUGGAAAUCUUCCUCAUAGUCUUUCCGCUUUUGAUGACGUCCGCCUCAUUGAUGAUGAUUCGUCGAUAACUGAAAUAUAG